AUGGCAGAUGGGUUGAACGAAGCCCGGGCUUUGCGCAUUGCCGAGAUAAUGACCGACUUCCGCAACCUCCAGCACUACAUCGCGCAGAUUGAUGCCCAGCCUGCCAGUGAGGAAUACUGGCUGGAAGGUUAUACUCUCCUUCGAGGAUGCCUAGAGCAAGCACGGGACGUGCUUGAGAGUCCGUAUUCCACCGACGCAGCCCAGGCUCAGUCCGAAAGUCUGGAGAAGGAGAAACAACAAUUGCAAGCUAUUAUCCUCGAUGCCGCAGUUCGUCGAUUUCAAUGCCAGAAACUCUAUCUCCGAGCCACCACCGCACUCCGCUGGAUCAAUGCUCGAUAUGCGCUCCUACAAGGCGGAAAACCUCAUGCCAGCCACGCUCCCCACCUACAAGCCGUGGAUCAGCAGCUACAAGCAGAACUUGCAGUCAUCACAGAUGAGCGUGUCGAUUACUCUCUUCGGGCCCAGGAUGCUGCUCAGGGGAAAUGGUUAGGGGAGGAUCCUCCCUUGUCUACUCUGCGCAGGUAUCUGCGGCGGAUGUCGUAA
Molecule: messenger RNA, 543 nt
Organism: Eremomyces bilateralis CBS 781.70
Lineage: Eukaryota; Fungi; Ascomycota; Dothideomycetes; Eremomycetales; Eremomycetaceae
Exons: 4
Coding region: 1-543 (180 amino acids)
Source: RefSeq, a predicted model, not a curated record